Amphibalanus amphitrite is the source of this 1775-nucleotide messenger RNA. RefSeq names its product ras-related protein Rab-37-like. The transcript has 6 exons. NCBI's taxonomy places the organism in Eukaryota, Metazoa, Arthropoda, Thecostraca, Balanomorpha, Balanidae. Gene Ontology annotation, molecular function: GTPase activity; GTP binding. Gene Ontology annotation, cellular component: endosome; Golgi apparatus. The record is from RefSeq and is a predicted model, not a curated record. The coding region runs from base 437 to 1231 and encodes 264 amino acids.
AGUUGCGUUCGGUGACCGGACCUGUGACGUCGCGUCACUGCCAUCACUCAACGUCAGUGUGGCGUCAGUUGUCCAUCAUAGACCGUCGUCACUGGCUGUCAAACUCUGACGGUGCAAAUCAGGGAACUGGCGAGUGUGUUAUUGACGGACAUGUGGUAAGAUUGAACCGUGAGUUUGGGUACGUAACCGGCUUAUUCAAUCGUCGCAAAACUACGCGAACUCUGAAAAGAUCAUGCAUCGGUAGAUUUGCAAUCUAGGGUGUGGUCGAGCGCUCUUGACCUCGGCAGUUUCUUUUUCCUAUUCUUUGCGCUGUGUGAGCCUUCUAAUCAAAUCACUACCAAUCAGUUUUGAACCAAUCAAAAUAAGGGUAAAACAGUCAGCAACCAAUCACAUCGCAGCCGCGAUCCCGGCCGACCAAUCAGCACAGAGCGCUGCGAUGACGCGGCGCAUAGAGACCGAAGAUUCGCUGUUGGACGAUGACGUGUUCGAGCCGGAGCAGUGCGUCGGGUCACCGCCGGGCGGCGCUAGCAGCGCGCAGAGCCGAUCGGAGAGGACUAGCAGCGGCACUAGCAGCGGCGGCCACGACGGCAAGACGCGCCCUACCGGCGUGAGGAUCAGCGUCGGCUCGGAGGUCGAGGAUGUCAUCCACAAGACGAUUCUGGUGGGGGACAGUGGAGUCGGCAAGACCUCACUGCUGGUCCAGUUCGACACCGGCAAGUUCACCCAGGAAGGUUUCGCCGCCACCGUCGGGAUUGGUUUUAUGAACAAGGUGGUGGAGGUGGACGGUGCCAAGGUGAAGCUGCAGGUCUGGGACACGGCUGGACAGGAGAGGUUCCGGUCGGUGACACACGCCUACUACCGGGACGCUCACGCACUUUUGCUUCUUUAUGACGUCACAAACAAGACAAGCUUCGAGAAUACGCGCGCCUGGUUAGCUGAGAUUAGAGAAUACGCCCAAGAUAAUGUCGUCAUAAUGUUGCUGGGUAACAAGUGUGACCGCUCAGAGGACCGAGUCGUUCAGUCCGAUGACGGCGAGCGCCUGGCGCGAGAGUUCAACGUCGUCUUCAUGGAGACGUCGGCCAAAACGGGGAUGAACGUGGAGCUCGCCUUCAGCGCCAUAGCCAGGGACCUGCUUCACCGGCGACUGUAUCCAAACGGCGGCACCUUCAACGUCAAACAGUUUGUCGAGGCUCGCUCGGAGCACUCGCCGGCCUGUGCCUGUGCAACGUAAUACCCGGAGAGCUAGACCCCAGCGUGGACCCCGGACCCCGGAGUGGAUCCACAGGCGCCAGGGUGGAUCCUCGGGCCCCAGAGGAGACCCUGGACUCUGAAUGUGGAUCCGCGGAUCCAGUGUGGAUCCACGGACCUCGGAGUGAACCCUCGAACCCCAGAGUGGGCUCAGGACACGAGUCCGGACCUGUAAUUACAUGAGUCCGACAUAUCCGGGUACGGAUCUGGAGUUGGGUCCUUAGCGGACCACGAAAAUGGAUACGUGGACCCGAGUAGACCUCAGACACGGAUCCAGGCGAGAUUCUGGACCCGAAUCCGGAUCCAGAUACGAAGUUAGACAGGGAUCCGGAUCCAAACACGACUGCGGAAAUGCCCCAGGUCCGGGGACGGCCCAGCGUGAUGCGGUGUGGCUCAAAGAACAAAAGGGGGCCGAGAGCACACCGCUUCGAGACAAUAGACCCACGACAAUACGCCAGCAGGAGCUUCCGCAUAGAGAAGGGGCAGUGAGAGGUGGUGCGUUUGUCUGCUGAUUAUCAACAAGGCGU